Messenger RNA from Ilyonectria robusta, 1690 nucleotides. RefSeq lists its product as uncharacterized. The transcript is spliced from 2 exons. Bases 135 to 1673 code for a protein of 512 amino acids. Lineage: Eukaryota; Fungi; Ascomycota; Sordariomycetes; Hypocreales; Nectriaceae. The record is from RefSeq and is a predicted model, not a curated record.
GGCUGAACGGCCGGACCGGAAAUAAUAUCCAUGCCACAGAAAACGGCAAUUCAUUUGCGGCUGCAAAUGCAAACCUAGAUUAUGACGUCCUCAUUGUUGGUGCCGGGCUCAGUGGAAUCUUCUCCCUGUAUCGGAUGCGUCGACUUGGCUUGAGAGUCAGGGUCUUAGAAGCUGGAUCAGCUGAAGGUGGCACGUGGUUCUGGAAUCGAUAUCCUGGUGCGAGAUUUGACUCAGAGAGCUACUCGUACAUCUUCUCCUUCUCCCAGGAAGUUCUGGAUGAAUGGGACUGGACAGAACACUUCGCGCCCCAGACUGAGACGUUGAAGUACGUCCAGUUCCUCACCAAGAAGUUCGAUCUGAAGAAAGACAUGCAAUUCAAUACAAAGAUACGGUCAGCGCAUUGGCAACAAACCAAUGAUUCGUGGCUUUUAACGGACCAAGAGGGCAACACGUACACCUCUCGCUACCUCAUUACCGCCAUGGGAAUUCUCAAUGAACCUACCUUGCCGAACAUCCCUGGCGUCCGCGAUUUCAAGGGCACGGCAUGGCAUACUGCGAGAUGGCCUAGCGAUGCACCUAGUCUCGAAGGCAAACGCGUCGGGGUUAUCGGCACUGGAGCAACUGCAAUCCAAACCAUUCAGACCAUCGCGGAUCGCGUUGGCCAUUUGACCGUCUUUCAACGCACAGCCAACUGGACAGCUCCGCUCCGGAAUAAAAAGAUCACGCCGGAAGAAAUGCAGAAGAUUCGCAAAGAUUAUCCCGAAAUAUUUCGCCAAUGCCUGGAAUCGUACUCCUGCUUCAUCCACGUGGCCAACAGCAAGAGCGUGUUUUCAAUGACAGAGGAGGAGCGCCUUGCUCACUGGGAGGACUUGUAUGCCCGGCCUGGUUUUGCCAAAGUCCUGGGCAUCUCCGCAGACAUAUAUACGGACAGAGAGGCCAACGCACUCUACAGUGCGUUCAACGCGGACAAGAUUCGUGCACGGAUCAACGACCCAGUAGUCGCCGAGAAACUCAUUCCGAAGACCCAUGGCUUUGGUACGCGACGUGUGCCACUUGAAAGUGGCUAUUAUGAGGUUUUCAACAAGCCCAACGUCAAGUUGGUCGACAUCUCUGAGAAUCCUAUUGAGAAGAUCACAGCGAGUGGUGUACAGGCUCACGAUGAGACUCACGACCUUGAUAUUCUAAUCUAUGCCACUGGGUUUGAUGCCGUCACCGGAUCCUUCAACGCGAUAGAUUUCAAGGGCCUCAACGACACCAAUCUCAAGGAUGUGUGGAGCAAUGGCAUUCGAACGUUCUUGGGUUUGACCGUCAAGGAUUUCCCGAACAUGUUCAUGAUCAUGGGCCCUCAUCAGAUGUUUGGCAACAUCCCUCGAAGCAUCGAGUACGCGGUUGAAUGGACUUCCGACUUUAUCGGGUACGCGCAGAAGAACAACGUCUUGUACGUGGAGGCGACGGAGAUGGGCAUGGAGCAAUGGACCGAGCAUGUGCAUGAGUGUGGACAGGGAUUGUUAGCGAACGAGGUUGAUUCAUGGAUGACUGGGGUGAACAAGAAUCUUGCUCAUAAGCAGAAGAGGUCGAUGACGAGGUACAAUGGCCCGGCGCCCGGUUACCGAAGAAGAUGCGAUGAGGUGAAGCAGCGGAGUUAUUCGGACUUUGUCAUGAAACAAGGAUAGUUCAUUUAUCAAUUCAC